Penicillium expansum is the source of this 1026-nucleotide messenger RNA. RefSeq lists its product as uncharacterized. Bases 1 to 1026 code for a protein of 341 amino acids. The transcript is spliced from 2 exons. The record is from RefSeq and is a predicted model, not a curated record. NCBI's taxonomy places the organism in Eukaryota, Fungi, Ascomycota, Eurotiomycetes, Eurotiales, Aspergillaceae.
AUGAUGGAGACCGAAGAGAUCAAAAGGCUCGCAGCCCCCCCUCAUGGCUCGCCCAGUAUUGAGGCAACGCCAACCUUUCCUGAGGAGAUCGAAGGACUCGCAGUCCCCCUUCCUGCCUCGCCUGCCAUUGAGCCGAUGCCAACUUCUCUCGAGCGGGGCAAUCCAGCUUUAGUCCCGCUUUCACCCUCGCUUGUCAUCGAGCCGAUGUCAUGGUCUCAACCUAACCCAGGCUUCUCGGAAGAAGCAAGUCAACAGACCAAGAAAUCAGACUCACAGCUUGUCAACCUGAUACCGCACCAAGAAUUUCCCGAUUCUGGGAUGAAGGAAGCUUUGAAAGUACUUAUCGAGAACACCAUCUCUGUUGUGGAGUACGGGCACCAGGUUCUAUACAGAUGUGGAUAUGCAGAGGCUCUGAUUGUCGUAGAGUGGGUUGUGCCCGAUAAACAGCUGUUGUUUGCUUCACAGAUGUUGCUCGAAAACAACUGGCCCCGCCUCCUUUACUACGAGAGAGAUUGGAAUGGUAAACCUAGAGCCCCUGAAUACUGGGAAGCUCAAUACCUGAUACACGCACUUGAUGACGAGGGCUGGAUGCGUGUCCAUCUUAUCCCUCUGUCAUUGGUUGGUUUCACUCUUGAGGACACUGUCGAGGUUCCCUCGACAUUUGCCGAUGAGCUCCACCUCCUCACCCCCAAACCUCCCCAUUACAUGUCAUCCUUGAUACGUCAUCUCUUGCAACUCCCCAUUGAUCACGAUAGCCGAGUUCGAGUCGAGAAAGACCUUAUGGGGUUUAUUUCUGCUUACAUUCUCAAAGAUGGACCCGCCAAUACGACUAUGUGGACAUAUCUCAAUGGCCAGGAGAGCGAUGAGGAUUACCAGAAAAGGGUUGAAGAAGGGGUCCGAUUCAUGAAGACAUGGGACUGGGGCAAGAUUGAGGAAAGAUACCUGGCCAUAGCUGAAUGUGCGGUCCGAGAUUGCCACUACAUCCAUACCCUGACGGCCGCUCACAAAGAGCAACAUACGCCCUGA